GGUUAAAAAAUAGCAGACGGAGCAACCCAAAAAAAGCCUCUUCGAACCUUCCGGUAUAUUCCCAUUUUUCUCUCCUUCUUCUUCUUCUUCUUCUUCAAAACGCGUCAUUUUUCGUAUCCCCAAAUCCCAGAAUCGGAGAGCACAAUCAUCAAUGGCGACAACAAUGACCACCACCACAACCCUAACCCUACAUCAUUCCUCUCCAUCCCCUUCCUCUGCUCCCCAACACCAACAACAGCAAUCGCAAACCCUCACUCUGCGACUCAAUCGCAGGAAGAAGAAGGUGACAUGGAAGGAAGGCACCGUCGACAACGAGUUCCUCCAGAAGAAAAGCUCCAAGAAAUGCUGCAUCUUUCACAAGGACAAGCCCUUCGACGAAGACGACUCCGACGAUGAUCCCAACGAUGGCCACGAUCAUGAUCAUCCCGAUGCUUGCUCUUCAACCAGUAAUGGACGAAAGUGAAUUCCCAAGAUUUUUAUGAAUUUAUUGCAUACAAGUUUAAAUUUCAAUUCCCCCCCAAAUUUGGGGCUUCAAUAGUUUUGCAACUGUUACUUUUUCGUUUUUAAACUCUUUACAAUGUUUUAGAAGAGUUUAUUAUUGUUGAUUUUGUGACUUAUUUGAAUGUUAGCUUGUAUUUCUUCUUUGUAUUUAGAAGAUUCUGUUUGUUUAUAUUACUCAACCAUUUGUUAAAGAUUGUAAGCUCUGGUUAUCUAUAAAGUUUUUAUUUUUUUUGGGCAAA
This is a messenger RNA of Camellia sinensis, 740 nucleotides long. The record is from RefSeq and is a predicted model, not a curated record. NCBI's taxonomy places the organism in Eukaryota, Viridiplantae, Streptophyta, Magnoliopsida, Ericales, Theaceae.